AAAGACUCAAUGGAUAUUUCCACUUGAGAUGGAGCACCUUCCAAAUAGAGAAUAUAUUAUGGUAGCUCCUGGAAUAAACGCUGUAGCAGUGCUUCUAAAUAUAGGAUUUAUUUUUAGGUUGGAGCUAGCCAUAGUUUGAAUCAAGAAUCUGAUCUAAAGCUGUAUUCCUAGGAGUUUCUAAUAGUGACAAACAUGGCAAAUGACUUAACAAUGAGAGGUAAAGAUAAACUGCAAGAAAUUAGUAUGAAAUUAGAGCAGAGUCACUUGGUUUAUCUACAAACAGACGACAGUCCUUUAAAGUUACAACAGCGUCACAAAUUAGAAGGUUUUAUUAAAGAAUAUCUUUGCCUUGUUCCAAAUGAGAAUAAAUAUGUAUUUCAAGAAACUGCAGAUAUAUUGCAUAGAUCUGCAGCCUCUCUACAAGACUUCAGUGGGUAUAGAGCUGCAACUGCCUGGAGUGCUAUUUCUUUAUACGCUGCCAAUCUUUUGGCUCAGCCUUGGAGAAAAGAAUAUAGAACAUUAAGGACUUACAGCGGAUAUUAUAAACAUGAAGUAGAAGCAAAUUUAAUAGGAGCCGAAUUAAUGUUUGAACAAAUGGGAUAUAAACACACAGGGUUGGGAGUCCUUACUUUGGAGGGUCCUAUAGAUCCCGACAAAGUAUCUAAUGUGAGCAGGGACGCGAUAGUAGCCUUUGUUGAGUGUCAGAUAUUGAAGCAAAUAUGGGAGAAUGUUUCUCAAAACUGUACCGUUUCUUGGUUGGAAGUGUUAGAGUUCAGGGAAAACCAUGUUGGGACGCCAGAGCAAGCUAUCAGAGCACUGAACUAUCGUUUCCUCGAGAAGAUGCGUCAGAACCGCACAAAAGCAGAGAAUUAUAGGGACUAUCAUUAUCCGCCGACCACAUGCAUAGAUGCAGCAGCACCGUCGGUUCCUUAUCACAUAAUGCCUCCGAAUUAUAAUAUGCCUAUGUCUGCUUGUCAAACAGACUACAACAGAUACAUUGAAGACACGAACGGCAUACCUAGAUACUUUCCGCCAACGGAUCACGGCUUUAUGAACCGAUGCAGUGCUUACGGAUGUUUGCCGCAUGCUAACAAAUAUUUCAGCUGUGUCCACUCGAAUCCAUAUUACACUACAAUGCCAGCAUACUCAAGAGUGCCUACGGGUAGAUUAAUCGAGCUGGACGUGCCUGUGUCGGUUGCUAAUUACGAUAAACUUCACAACCGGAAAUCGUCUCACCGAAUACCAGACUUGGACGAAGUAGACUAUUAUAGGAAACAGUCCAGCGAUGGAGACCAUUACGAUUAUGGGAAAGUUGAUAAAAGAUCGAAAGCAGCUGUCGAUAGAAAUAAUUAUGAUUCUUGGGACUUUGUAUACAGAAACCUAGAAAGUUUAGGAUACACCAAGGAUCUUGGUGAUCGAGAGGAUAUCCUACACAAACGAGAUGGCGACUCUAAAAUUCACAAGCAGAAGUCGUUCAGGCAAAAUGACAACGACGAAAACCACAGUGGGUAUCGAUUUGAAAAGAAGAGAAGUGGACGAACCGAAGUGAAUGACGUUGAUUCGUCUAUAACAAACGGUCGACAUCAUUAUCACGAUACGCUACCAUUUAAGAAGAAGUCUUCUUCUUUCGAUUUAACCGAUUCGAAUAAGUGUCACGCUGAUUCAACUUCCGAGAGUCACUUGUCUUCGCACAAUAAGGAUAAAAAGCAUAGCAGUCAGACGCUUCCGAUUCAACGGUCUCAUCGAUCCUCCGAUCAGAUUGCGAAAAUUGCAGAUACGAUAAAAAGUUUUGAAUUAUCUCAUUCUCAGAAGGAAUAUGGCGUGAAAGACGAGCAUAAAUGGAACUGUGCUACUUGUACGUAUCUUAACUCAUUGUCUAAAGAAAUUUGUGAAAUGUGCGGAAAAUCUAGACAUAAAGGGAAUGAGGAUAAACCUUUAGCCAGCGGUGGAAAAGAGUGUCCGCAAUGUACGUUAGUAAAUGAGAAGAAUGUCUCAAUCUGUGAUGUCUGUGGUACCAGUUUAAAAGAUUCUCCUACUUACAUUUAG
This is a messenger RNA of Dufourea novaeangliae, 2046 nucleotides long. RefSeq names its product protein tamozhennic (gene tamo). The transcript is spliced from 5 exons. Bases 193 to 2046 code for a protein of 617 amino acids. The record is from RefSeq and is a predicted model, not a curated record. Gene Ontology annotation, cellular component: cytoplasm. Lineage: Eukaryota; Metazoa; Arthropoda; Insecta; Hymenoptera; Halictidae.